UUAUUUUCAGAAAAACAUGAUUAGGGAAAGAUAAAGGGAAAGAUAAAGGGAAAGAUAAAGCUAAUUAUGAAAAUCAAAAUAAUCUUCAAGCAUGGGCUUCAAGCCAAACUCAAACCAAAGCAUUAAAAGAAAGGAAAAAUUGAAGAAAAAUGGCGAAAGAUGAGAAGUUAUGAGAAAAAACGAAAAGAAAAAUGGCGAAGCCUUCUCUAGAUGAUAAAAGAAUCUACAUCAGAAACUAAUUCUAUAGUUUAACAUCCAAUGAACCAUAUUCCAACUACAUGGGCUCAAUUGAUCGUUGAAACCUGAUCUACAACCAAAUUGAUUCUCGUACUAAUCCCAGAUCAAUCAAAUCUUUUCUCCCCUCCUGAUUCCAGAUCAAGUGGUUUCUCGAAAUGACUCAAAAUCGAUCGAGUUGAACCUUCUCCCUCGAUCCUAGAUCAAUCGUGUUAGCAAUCAAUCAAAUUGAUGAACAUGAAACUUUUGAUUAUGAAGUCGAUAAUGGUUUGCAGUUUGUUCCUCAUUCUUCUUUCUCUGCCUUCGGUUAACCCCUACCCUAAUCCUCAGAUAGAUGAGGAUACACCCUCUCCUCCCGUAAUACUGGACGAGGAGGAGUAUACUGAAUAUGAGUAUGGACCUCUUGUAGAAGAUGAACUCAAGGAUAUUCAUAAGAAACUAUUUGAGAGUAAGGAAAUACUGGAGCAGCCCCCUGUACCCACCACCAGUAAUAAACCUAACCUCUCCAUAUUAGAAGAACGUAUACGUGAGGAUCCUGACUUCAAUUUAGAGCCUGUUGGAGUUGAAAUCUCCGUUGUUGUCUCUCACAGUCCUGAACCUGACCCGGAGCAAGACCAGGAGCUGAACCUGGACCAGGAUCCAGGUGUAGAGAGGAUACUGGAGCUACUCAACCUAGAUCCUACGGAGACUAGUGUUAGUCUAGCAACCAAAACUGAUUCAGAUCCAACCCUGGAAGCAGUUGAGAAUCUAGGAUUGAUAUUGAACUGGUGGCAGAUCCUGCUUAUACUCAUAGCAUCCCUUCUCCUUACAUCUCUCUGCUGCUACUUCUCCGGGUGCUGCUUCCUGGUGGCAGAUUGCUGCUCUGAUCCAUUCUGGGGCUGCUGCCCUUGCUGUAGAGGAUGUGCAAGAUUAUUGAAACCCCCCUCUGGGGUUCCUGUGGAGAAAGAGAAGCGGAAAAAGGAUCAGAGCAGCUACUCCUUAAACGAGAACCAUACUGCUCCCAGGAGCAGCUUAGAUAGAGCAGCAGUUCACAGUGUUGUUCCGAGAUUGGAACGAGGAAGUCAGCGUUCCAUUGGUUCCACUGCAGGACGUAAAACAAAUGAUGCGGAUGUAACACUCCUUGUAACAAAUGGAACGGAUGAAGGAGUGGAUUCUUCAGCUAACCAGGAGACCCGGACAUCUAGAACGAGUCGAGCGAGCAGAGCGAGUUCAGAAAGUAUUAGAAAUAUACCCGCAUCAGUUUACACAACUGAGGACACCCCACAACCCAGCCAGGGUUUGUCAGGCGUCAGAAACUAUAGGCGUAUGUCUCGAACAAGUACUCAGGAGUCUUCUCGAGGUUUGGGGAGAACACACAGCUUCCAGGAGUCCACCAAGGGGUUGGACCUCCUAGAGGAGUUUAAUGGAAGAUCAAGUAGUAGAAAAUCCAGUAGAACUGAGGUUCAACACUCUGACCGACGAGGUCAUAGCCGGAAACCUUCGUAUUCUGGCGAACCGGCAAAUAAUUGGGUUUAUGAAGACUCGUCCGGUUAUUUUAGUUGGCUUACUAAGCUGGGUAAAAAGAAGCAGUACACUGUCUCAACUCCGCCAAAAAAGCAGAACGCUAGUCAGAACAACAUCUAUAGACAAUCAAGAUAUCAUCAUAUAGCUGAGUCAAGGAACUCUGCUGUUAUACCGGUCAAGUUGACUAAACGAUCAAGCACAGCCAGUAAUUAUAAUAUCAGACCAACUAGGGUACGAAGUAGAAGCUAUGGGUCUGAAAGCAGUGAAGAAGAUUCGCCUAUUUUGGAGUCAAAGUCAGAGAGGCACCUAGCGUCACGUUUAUCAACUAACUUGGCAGAUUUGGAGCGAAGUAAUCAAGCCAGAAACCGCUCUGGAACAGAAUCAGGUGUUGAGAAGUACACAUUACAGUUCCCUGAUGAGAAUUGUACUCUGCAGUACAUUCAAAAAUCUCUACUGGGCUCCAAAGAAACAACGUUGUAAUAAAUAAUUUUGUACAUUCUUAAUUGUAAAGUAUUUUAACGUGAUAAUUGACUACACAAGGAAGAUACAUCAGGAACCCAAUAUCUUUGUUUACUAAAAAGAGAUUGAUAUUUUUUGAGAAUUAUAAUCACAAUUAAGCAAAGUCUUAUUUAUAAUCUAACCUGAAAGUGUCGUAAAGUGAGUACCAUAAAAGUGUGGAAUGGGAAGACAAUAGUUAAGCAAUGAGUUUUGAUGUUUUUAUAAAGAAAAAAGGUUUUUCCUGCAUAGCUUUAAAAUCAUUACGUGUAGCGGUCGUCUUCAUAUUCCAUAGUUUUUUAAGUCCCACUGUAAUUUUGUAAACUAAAAGAUAUGACUGUUCCUUGUGUAUCUUUCAUGAUAGGAACUGACAAAUUAGAAAUCUCUAAAUGUGUAAAUAUGCAUAAAAAACUUUAUUUUUGUUAAUGGUUAUAAAAGAAUUUUAAUCACUAGUCAAUCAAUUUCCAUGUUUAAGAUACAAAUUAUAUAUAUUUUUUUACGAAACCAAUUUACGUAGUAAAAUAAAUAAUAUUUCUAUAACGUUUGUAAAGUUGUUUAACCCUACUUCAUAAUAAAUUUUAAUGCUAAAAAGUUUUCCUUCCGUGUACCGUCACGUGGAUUUAACGGUUCUGUCAAUAUUCCAGAAAGCUGUGA
Molecule: messenger RNA, 2886 nt
Organism: Eurytemora carolleeae
Lineage: Eukaryota; Metazoa; Arthropoda; Copepoda; Calanoida; Temoridae
Exons: 14
Coding region: 466-2217 (583 amino acids)
Source: RefSeq, a predicted model, not a curated record